AUGGUUCCACAUCAACUUAUUGUCGAAGCUAUUGCCGGAAACGAUUCUUUGGGAACUAUCGCAAUUGAUGAUUUUACAUUUACAACAAGUAAUUGUUCAAUUCGACCAAUAGAUACUACAGUAUCAACAAUUGGAACAACACUUCCAUCAACACUAUUAACAACAACUACACGAUAUACUGACCCUCUAACAACAACUACAUCAUCUACAGAUUCACUAACAACAUCGUAUAUAGACCCACUAACAGCAACCACUAGAGUGUCUGCAACUGAAUCUAUAGGAAUAGUAACUACAAUAAUUGAUACCGCUCGAACAACUGAAGCUACAUCUUCAGGAAUGCUAACGACAACAUCUAGUAUAGCUCAAAUAACUACAACUACUUAUACUGAAUGUGCUCAAUAUGCUUGCUUUAAUGAUGGUAUCUGUAAACCAUCAUCAACACAAGUUCGUAAACAAAUAUGCGAAUGUAAACCUGGUUUUCAUGGUCCACUAUGUGAAAAUAAAGAAACAUCAUUGAUAAACAAUAAUUUGGGUGCUAUCUUGGGUGGAGUUUUUGGUGGACUUACUGCUAUUGCUUUGGUUAUUGUUGGGUAUAUCUAUCUUUCGUCGAAAAAGCGUGCAGCGAGAAUUGCAGCUACAAGUGCACAAUUAACUAAUUCAUUACCAAAUGGUUCAACGAAAAAUCCUGCUUACAACGAAACCCCGAUAACUGAUGCUUAA
Molecule: messenger RNA, 720 nt
Organism: Rotaria sp. Silwood1
Lineage: Eukaryota; Metazoa; Rotifera; Eurotatoria; Philodinida; Philodinidae
Source: the annotation of a GenBank genome assembly